This is a messenger RNA of Elephantulus edwardii (Cape elephant shrew), 3810 nucleotides long. RefSeq names its product flightless I homolog (Drosophila) (gene FLII). Gene Ontology annotation, cellular component: cytoplasm; actin cytoskeleton; nucleus. The transcript has 30 exons. Bases 1 to 3810 code for a protein of 1269 amino acids. Lineage: Eukaryota; Metazoa; Chordata; Mammalia; Macroscelidea; Macroscelididae. Gene Ontology annotation, biological process: actin polymerization or depolymerization; myofibril assembly; actin filament severing. Gene Ontology annotation, molecular function: actin filament binding; phosphatidylinositol-4,5-bisphosphate binding. The record is from RefSeq and is a predicted model, not a curated record.
AUGGAGGGCACCGGGGUGCUGCCGUUUGUGCGGGGUGUGGACCUCAGCGGCAACGACUUCAAGGGUGGCUACUUCCCUGAAAAUGUCAAGGCCAUGACCAGCCUGAGAUGGUUAAAGCUGAACAACACAGGCCUUUGCUACCUGCCGGAGGAAUUGGCUGCUCUACAGAAACUGGAGCACCUGUCUGUGAGCCAUAACCACCUCACCACACUUCAUGGGGAGCUGUCUAGCCUGCCAUCUCUGCGGGCCAUUGUGGCUCGGGCCAACAGCCUGAAGAAUUCUGGAGUACCUGAUGACAUCUUCAAGCUGGAUGACCUCUCAGUCCUGGACUUGAGCUACAACCAAUUGACUGAGUGCCCGAGGGAGCUGGAAAAUGCAAAAAACAUGCUGGUGCUGAACCUCAGCCACAACAGCAUUGACACUAUCCCCAACCAGCUCUUCAUCAACCUCACAGACCUGCUAUACCUGGACCUCAGCGAGAACUGCCUGGAGAGUUUGCCACCACAAAUGCGGCGCCUGGUGCAGUUGCAGACUCUUGUGCUCAAUGGGAACCCACUGCUGCAUGCACAGUUGCGGCAGCUGCCUGCGAUGCUGGCCCUGCAGACACUGCACCUGAAAAACACACAGCGCACCCAGAGCAACCUCCCCACUAGCCUGGAGGGCCUGAGCAACCUCACAGAUGUGGACCUGUCCUGCAAUGACUUGGCUCGUGUGCCUGAGUGCCUGUACACCCUCUCCAGCCUGCGCCGCCUCAACCUCAGCAGCAACCUGAUCCCGGAGCUCUCCCUGUGCAUUGACCAGUGGGUGCACAUGGAAACCUUAAACCUGUCCCGCAAUCAACUCACGUCACUGCCUUCAGCCAUUUGCAAGCUUACCAAGCUGAAGAAACUGUACCUGAACUCUAAUAAGCUGGACUUUGAUGGACUGCCCUCGGGCAUCGGAAAGCUGGCUAACCUAGAAGAGUUCAUGGCUGCAAAUAACAACCUGGAAUUAAUUCCCGAGAGCCUCUGCAGAUGCACAAAGUUGAGGAGACUCGUCUUGAACAAGAACCGCUUGGUGACCCUCCCAGAGGCCAUCCAUUUCCUGACAGAGAUUGAGGUUCUGGAUGUGCGGGAGAACCCCAGCCUGGUCAUGCCACCCAAACCUGCUGACCAUGCCACUGAGUGGUACAACAUAGACUUCUCACUUCAGAAUCAGCUGCGACUGGCAGGUGCCUCCCCUGCCACAGUGGCUGCUGCAGCAGCUGGGAGUGCACCCAAAGACCCUCUGGCUCGAAAGAUGCGGCUGCGGAGACUCAAGGACUCUGCCCAAGAUGACCAGGCCAAGCAGGUGUUGAAGGGCAUGUCAGAUGUGGCUCAGGAGAAAAAUAAAAAGCAGGAGGAGAGUUCAGAUGCCCCAGGCCCAGGUGGGAAUGUGCGACGCUGGGACCAGGGCCUAGAGAAGCCGCGUCUUGACUACUCAGAGUUCUUCACGGAGGAUGUGGGUCAGUUACCAGGCCUGACCAUCUGGCAGAUUGAAAACUUUGUUCCUGUGCUGGUGGAGGAGGCCUUCCAUGGCAAGUUCUAUGAGGCUGACUGCUACAUUGUGCUCAAGACCUUCCUGGAUGACAGUGGCUCUCUGAACUGGGAAAUCUACUACUGGAUUGGUGGGGAGGCAACCCUUGACAAGAAGGCUUGCUCUGCCAUCCAUGCUGUCAACCUGCGCAACUACCUGGGUGCUGAAUGCCGAACCCUUCGGGAAGAAAUGGGCGAUGAGAGUGAAGAAUUCCUGCAGGUUUUUGACAAUGACAUCUCUUACAUUGAAGGCGGGACAGUGAGUGGCUUCUACACUGUGGAGGACAUGCACUAUGUUACCAGGAUGUACCGUGUCUAUGGGAAAAAGAACAUUAAAUUGGAACCUGUGCCACUCAAGGGGGCCUCCCUGGAUCCAAGGUUUGUUUUCCUGCUCGACCAAGGGCUGGACAUCUAUGUGUGGCGGGGAGCACAGGCCACGUUAGGCAGCACCACCAAGGCCAGACUCUUUGCAGAGAAAAUUAACAAAAAUGAACGGAAAGGAAAGGCAGAGAUCAUGCUAUUCAUCCAGGGCCAGGAGCCCCCAGAGUUCUGGGAGGUGCUAGGUGGAGAGCCCUCUGAGAUCAAGAAGCACGUACCUGACAAUUUCCGGCCACCCUCACCCAAACUGUACAAGGUGGGCUUGGGCCUGGGCUACCUGGAGCUGCCACAGAUCAACUAUAAACUCUCCAUCGAGCACAAAACUCGGCCAAAGGUGGAGCUCAUGCCAGGGAUGCGGUUGUUACAGAGCCUGCUAGACACACAUUCUGUGUACAUCCUGGACUGUUGGUCUGAUGUAUUCAUCUGGCUGGGCCGCAAGUCCCCACGCCUGGUGCGCGCAGCUGCCCUCAAGCUGGGCCAGGAGCUAUGCGGAAUGCUGCAUCGGCCACGCCACGCAGCUGUCAGCCGCAGUCUGGAGGGCACUGAGGCACAGGUGUUCAAGGCCAAGUUCAAGAACUGGGAUGAUGUACUAACAGUAGACUAUACACGCAAUGCAGAGGCCGUGCUACAAAACCAGGGUCUGACGGGGAAGGUGAAGCGUGACACUGAGAAGAAAGAUCAAUUGAAGGCUGACCUCACUGCUCUCUUUCUGCCACGUCAGCCACCUAUGGUCCUGGCUGAGGCUGAGCAGCUGAUGGAGGAAUGGAAUGAGGACCUGGAUGGCAUGGAGGGUUUUGUGCUUGAGGGCAAGAAGUUCUCCCGGUUGCCAGAGGAGGAAUUUGGCCACUUCUAUACACAAGACUGCUACGUCUUCCUCUGCAGGUACUGGGUGCCUGUGGAGUAUGAAGAGGAAAAGAAGGAAGAAGUGGAGGAAGAGAAAGCAGCAAGAGCAGAAGACAAAGCAACUGAGGCGGCUAUGGUGGAGGAGAAGCAACCAGAGGAAGACUUUCAGUGCAUCGUUUACUUCUGGCAGGGCCGUGAGGCCUCCAACAUGGGCUGGCUCACCUUCACCUUCAGCUUGCAGAAGAAGUUUGAGAGUCUCUUCCCGGGCAAGCUGGAGGUGGUGCGCAUGACACAACAGCAGGAGAACCCAAAAUUCCUGUCCCAUUUCAAGAGAAAGUUCAUCAUACACCGGGGCAAGAGGAAGGCGGUCCAGAGCACCUUGCAGCCCAGCCUCUACCAGAUCCGCACCAAUGGCAGCGCCCUCUGUACCCGGUGCAUCCAGAUUAGCACAGACUCCAGCCUCCUCAACUCUGAAUUCUGCUUCAUUCUUAAGGUUCCCUUUGAGAGUGAGGACAACCAAGGCAUUGUGUAUGCAUGGGUUGGUAGAGCUUCAGACCCUGAUGAAGCCAAACUGGCAGAGGAUAUCCUCAAUACCAUGUUUGAUACCUCUUAUAGCAAGCAGGUUAUAAAUGAAGGUGAAGAGCCUGAGAACUUCUUCUGGGUGGGCCUCGGGGCACAGAAGCCUUAUGACGAUGAUGCUGAGUUCAUGAAGCACACUCGGCUCUUCCGGUGCUCCAAUGAGAAGGGCUUCUUUGCAGUGACUGAGAAAUGCUCUGACUUUUGCCAAGAUGACUUAGCUGAUGAUGACAUUAUGCUUCUAGACAACGGCCGAGAGGUCUACAUGUGGGUGGGGACACAGACAAGCCAAGUGGAGAUCAAGCUAAGUCUGAAGGCCUGCCAGGUGUACAUACAGCACCUGCGAUCCAAAAUACAGGAACAACCCCGCUGUCUGCGCCUGGUUCGCAAGGGCAAUGAGCAGCAUGCCUUCACCCGCUGCUUCCACGCUUGGAGCACAUUCAGGAAGGCCCUGGCCUAG